CCGCCUUCCUUCCACCGCCAUCGGACCGAGUGGCAGUUGCUUGCAUACGCACUCCGGUUGUCGUCCUCCAAAAACCCGGGCCACCAUUUGUUAACAUACAUGCGCUGCACUGCUGAUAACACUUUUCUACCACUUUUGGGCUCCCAAGUUGAACUUCUCCACGGGCGAAUAGAAACAGAAGAGACGUCUUCCUCUACUCCGGAACAACAUUCAAGUCACAAGCCAUGCUCCUGCCCUCAAUUCUACUCUUCCUCGUUGGCCUCCUCAUGUGGCAUCCCAGUGCAUCAUGGGCUGCUAAAAUCAUUGUGGUCCCACCAACCCUGUUUGAAUCCCAUAUGUACAUUUUCAAGACGCUGGCCACCUCUCUGCAUCAGGAGGGCCAUGAGACCCAUUUCCUAGUCUCGGAGGGACGUGAGGUACUCCCUUCCCCUCACUAUAAACUACAGCGCUACGCGGGCGUUUUCAACAGCAGCACAGCUGAGAGUUUCCUGCAGUCUAAAGUUGGCAACAUCUUUUCAGGCCGCCUUACAUUUCUGGAGCUUUUUGACAUUCUUGAACACUACAGCCAGAAUUGUGAUGCUAUCGUAGGCAAUUCAGAGGUCAUGGCCCGCCUCAAGCAGGCCAAGUUUGACCUGUUGCUGGUGGACCCCAACGAAAUGUGCGGGUUUGUCCUUGCACAUAUACUCGGCUUGAAAUAUGCCGUGGUCAGCACAGGUUUGUGGUACCCUACGGAGGUGGGAGCCCCGACCCCUCUCUCAUACGUGCCCGUGUUCAACUCAUUGCUGACCGACCGCAUGUCACUGUUCCAAAGGAUCACCAACACAGCUGUCUACCUCAUAGAGAACUUUGGAGUCCAUUUUAUUUUGAUCCCCAAGUACGAUCGGAUCAUGAGGAAACAUGGAAUCAAGCCGCGAGUGGCUAUGACUGACCUGGUGCGAGGCAGCCAGAUUUGGAUGCUGUGCACUGACUUGGCGCUGGAGUUCCCCAGGCCUACCCUCCCACACGUGGUGUACAUUGGAGGCAUCCUCACCAGGCCAGCAAACCCACUGCCACAGGACUUUGAAGUAUGGGUUAAUGACACAGCAGAGACCGGCUUUGUUGUGGUGUCCUUUGGCGCUGGGGUGAAGUACCUUUCCCAUGACAUUGCACACAAACUGGCAGGAGCCCUCGCCAGGCUACCCCAGCGAGUCAUCUGGAGAUUUUCUGGUGCCCCACCCAGUAACAUUGGCAACAACACUAAGCUUGUUGAUUGGAUGCCUCAGAAUGACCUGUUGGGCCACCCCAACAUAAGGGCUUUCUUGAGUCACGGUGGGCUGAACAGUAUCUUUGAGGCCAUGUACCACGGGGUGCCAGUGGUGGGUGUGCCCCUCUUUGGAGACCACUACGACACAAUGACCCGUGUGACCGCCAAAGGUAUGGGCAUUAUGCUGCACUGGAAAAGCAUGAGUGAGGACGACCUUUAUAAUGCCCUGGCCACCGUCAUCAAUGACACAAGGUACCGACAGCGGGCAGCCAUUCUCUCCACCAUCCACAAAGAUCAACCCGACCACCCAGUGACUAGAGCCGUCUACUGGAUCAAUUACACCCUCCGUCACAAUGGCACAGAUCACCUGCGCUCUGCUGUAUACGACAUAUCCCUCUACCAGUACUUUUUGCUGGAUGUGAUUUUCGUUAUAGGGUCAGCCUUGGUCAUUCUGGGCGUUGCCUUGCGACAUUUGGGACGGUUACUGAGGGCAAAGUGUGGUGACAAGAGCCAAGUCGGCAGCGUUUCCAGGGAGGAUGGAAACAUGGUCAAUGGACACUGCCACUGCUUGUCCAACGGUAAACACCAAGGCAAUGGCUCCUUGAAGAAUGAGAAGAAGGUGAACUAAUGUUCUCAAAUGGCCAAGAGGGAUGAGGAGGCGGUUGCUCAAGGGCGUAGCCCUGGGUUUUUGUUGUUUUUUUUUUGUUUGUUUUUUAUCAACGCUUUGGAGGAGAGACCCUUGUUAGAUCUG
Molecule: messenger RNA, 1994 nt
Organism: Hippocampus comes (tiger tail seahorse)
Lineage: Eukaryota; Metazoa; Chordata; Actinopteri; Syngnathiformes; Syngnathidae
Gene: ugt8
Product: UDP glycosyltransferase 8
Exons: 6
Coding region: 225-1871 (548 amino acids)
Biological process (GO): galactosylceramide biosynthetic process
Cellular component (GO): endoplasmic reticulum
Molecular function (GO): N-acylsphingosine galactosyltransferase activity
Source: RefSeq, a predicted model, not a curated record